ACCACAAGUCGUACGACUGCAUGACCAACACCACCAUGUGUGGAGACGAGGCCCAGUGCAUUCAGUCGCGGUCCACCACGUACUGCACAUGCCGCAGAGGCUUCCAGAAGGUGCCGGACAAGAAUUCCUGCCAAGAUGUCAACGAGUGCCUGCGCUUUGGGACCUGCUCUCAACUCUGCAACAACACCAAGGGCUCCCACGUCUGCAGCUGCGCCAAGAACUUCAUGAAGACGGACAACAUGUGCAAGGCGGAAGGCUCCGAGCACCAAAUCCUCUACAUCGCGGACGACAACAAGAUCCGGAGCAUGUACCCCUUCAACCCCAACUCAGCCUACGAGCCAGCCUUCCAGGGCGAUGAGAACGUGCGCAUCGACGCCAUGGACAUCUACGUCAAGGGCAACAAGAUCUACUGGACCAACUGGCACACGGGCAGGAUCUCAUACCGGGAGCUGCCCGCCUCUUCCGCUGCCUCCACCGCCUCCAACCGCAACCGGCGCCAGAUCGAUGGCGGCGUCACCCACCUGAAUAUCUCAGGGCUGAAGAUGCCACGGGGAAUUGCCAUCGACUGGGUUGCUGGGAACAUCUACUGGACAGACUCGGGGCGGGAUGUCAUUGAGGUGGCACAGAUGAAAGGCGAGAAUCGCAAGACACUGAUCUCAGGCAUGAUCGAUGAGCCCCACGCCAUCGUAGUCGACCCACUUAGGGGGACUAUGUACUGGUCAGACUGGGGCAAUCACCCCAAGAUCGAGACGGCUGCUAUGGACGGGACGCUGCGCGAGACCCUGGUGCAGGACAACAUCCAGUGGCCAACAG
Messenger RNA from Pelecanus crispus (Dalmatian pelican), 813 nucleotides. The record is from RefSeq and is a predicted model, not a curated record. Lineage: Eukaryota; Metazoa; Chordata; Aves; Pelecaniformes; Pelecanidae.